Verticillium dahliae VdLs.17 is the source of this 1203-nucleotide messenger RNA. Its product is annotated as zinc finger protein. NCBI's taxonomy places the organism in Eukaryota, Fungi, Ascomycota, Sordariomycetes, Glomerellales, Plectosphaerellaceae. Gene Ontology annotation, biological process: regulation of transcription by RNA polymerase II. The coding region runs from base 1 to 1203 and encodes 400 amino acids. Gene Ontology annotation, molecular function: DNA-binding transcription factor activity, RNA polymerase II-specific; RNA polymerase II cis-regulatory region sequence-specific DNA binding. Gene Ontology annotation, cellular component: nucleus. The transcript is spliced from 3 exons. The record is from RefSeq and is a predicted model, not a curated record.
AUGGAACUCAUGGAGCUUGUCGAGAACGAGCCUACCGCUCGCCCUUUCCAGUGUGACUGGCAGUCAUGCAACAAGUCUUCGAGUCUGGCGAGGCAUCGACGAAUCCAUACGGGUAAACGCCCAUAUAAGUGCGCCCACGAUGGCUGUCUCAAGAGCUUUUGCCGCAAGACGACCAUGGUCAAACACCAGAGGCGUUCCCACCAGCGUGGUAUGCACUCGAACGAACUGCUCGACGACUGCACCUCCGACUCGGAGAGCGGCGAGUCCCCUUCCACCCCCAGACACUCGGCCAUGCACUGGCCUGCCAUGCCUGUGAACCACUCCGGAAUGCCCCAGGGACACGCCAUGCACCGAGCAGCGUCCUUUGCCGACUUUGGCCAACAGAUGAGCUACCCCAUGCCGCAGCAAGCUCCGCAGCCCACCCACCAGCACCACCAGCACCAACAGCUGCAGCCGCCGCCGCAGCACCAGUACGGCCACCGCCAUAGCCUGUCGUCCAACAACGCUCAGAUCUUCCACAGCAUGCCCGUCGAGGAGCAGACCCCUCAGCAGCACCCUGGUGCGCACAUGCUGCACAGGACCGCGAGCAUGCCGCAGCACUCGUACUAUGUGACGGAGCAGAGCAACCCUGGCGUGGCGACGAUGAACACGAACCCCAUGCCCGCACAGUACCAAGUGCCCCGGCAACCGGUGGAGAGGCUGCCCCUCGAGAUCCCUUACUCGGCACCUCACCAGGCCAUGCAGAGCAGCCCGAGCAACUUCUCGGCUGGUUCUGGCCGGAGCCCGUCGACUCAGGAAGGCUUCUACACGCAUCAGCCCACGCAGACGGCGACUUACGCCCUCCACGCCGCUUCACCCGUCGAUCACGCACAACAGCAUACCCCGCAACACCAGCCCCAGCCGCAGAUAGUCCCCUAUGCCCAACAGGUAUCGACACAGGUACCUGCCCCUCAAGCCCAGGCGCCUCAGCCCGUACAGCAGCAGGUCCAGCAGAUGUCCCAGCACUACCCCUCACCCUCGCCUCAGCCCCAGGCUGUGGCCGAGGACUACUGGAAUGGUGCGGCAUAUCAAGCGCCGGUCGAGGUCGCAACCAUUGGCUCGCUGCCCACCUUUGGCUCCGGCACCUAUGAUCUCUGGGGCCCCAAGAUCGAGUUCGAGGACCCGUCGAUGCAGCUGCCCAGUGCCCGCAUCGAAAACAUGUAA